This is a messenger RNA of Myodes glareolus (Bank vole), 6247 nucleotides long. NCBI's taxonomy places the organism in Eukaryota, Metazoa, Chordata, Mammalia, Rodentia, Cricetidae. The record is from RefSeq and is a predicted model, not a curated record.
GUGGGUGAGUUCCGGUAUUUCAGGGCGGAGCAGGCGGAAGUAGGGUGAGAAGCGGCUACAAGCCGAGCGGAGGAGGUAGGACCCCGAAUUCCAGAAGCAGCUGGGUGGGCACCAUGGCCGGGAUCACCACCAUCGAGGCGGUGAAGCGCAAGAUCCAGGUUCUGCAACAGCAGGCGGAUGAUGCCGAGGAGAGGGCCGAGCGCCUCCAGCGGGAAGUGGAGGGAGAAAGGCGGGCCCGGGAGCAGGCUGAAGCCGAGGUGGCCUCCUUGAACCGCAGGAUCCAGCUGGUUGAAGAGGAGCUGGACCGUGCUCAGGAGCGCCUUGCCACUGCUCUACAGAAGCUAGAGGAAGCAGAAAAGGCUGCUGAUGAGAGCGAGAGAGGGAUGAAGGUGAUUGAAAACCGGGCUCUAAAAGAUGAAGAAAAGAUGGAACUUCAGGAAAUCCAGCUAAAGGAAGCGAAGCACAUUGCGGAAGAGGCAGACAGGAAGUAUGAAGAGGUGGCUCGUAAGUUGGUGAUUAUUGAAGGAGACUUGGAACGCACAGAGGAACGGGCCGAGCUGGCAGAGUCCCGUUGCCGAGAGAUGGAUGAGCAGAUCAGACUGAUGGACCAGAACCUGAAGUGUCUGAGUGCUGCUGAAGAAAAGUACUCUCAGAAAGAAGACAAGUAUGAAGAGGAGAUAAAGAUUCUUACUGACAAACUCAAGGAGGCAGAGACCCGUGCCGAGUUUGCUGAAAGAUCGGUAGCCAAACUGGAAAAGACCAUUGAUGACUUGGAAGACGAACUCUAUGCCCAGAAACUGAAGUACAAGGCCAUUAGCGACGAGCUGGACCACGCCCUCAAUGACAUGACCUCUAUAUAAACUGCCACGUUUCUGCUCUGUUCUGGAUCUACCCCCUUUCCUUGGGGAACCCAACACCCCACUCGCUCUGGAUUCCAUUUGGGUCAGCCUGGCUGGUUCCCAAAGCCUUAGGGCUGGGGGGGGGGCACAAAGCAAUUUACAUACUUGCUUUCACCCCAUCCCAAAUUAAAAUGUUAAGCUGCCAGAAGCCUCGUGCCCUCUGCACUUGUUAUUGACAAAACUGUUAAGGAGCCUCUGGUGUGCUGUAAGCACAUUCUGGUUUAUGUAUAAUCAAAGCUACUUCUCUGUGUGUGUUUCUUCUUGACACUUAAACUUGCUGAUUGGAGUCUUGUCAGUGGUGAACUGGUAAAAGCUCCUCAUGGUAGGAAGUCUAAUGUUACUCCUUACAUCCAUCUCAAGCCUUUGACUUCCAAGUUCUUAAACAGUCAAUCUGGAGCAUUUUCACUUUUUUAGGCCCCUUUCCCAUAUAGUACGGUCAGCAGACCAUUGAAUUAUUUCCUAAUAUGCUACCCUUUUGCUAAAGAUUCAGACAUUACAUCCUCAGAGCACAUUUGUGCUCUGUGUGAUCCAUUCUUACAUUUAAAUAAUUCUGUCAUCCCAAGUCACAGAAAAACAUGUAACAUAGCGGGUUGAAUUCUCAGUAAAUGUGCCUUCCGUCUUUAAGCCUUUCUCACUUAUUUGAGGCUGCUACCAUUUGUUCAGCUUUAUUUUCUAGUGGGAGAUCACCAACACACACACACAGAUGAUUGGGAAAAUGUACACAUGGGGAUAAUGACUUACUAUUAAAUUUCUACUAGUGAAAUUCUGGGUAUUUGUAGAAUUGAAUGUCCGCACUUCAGGGUUCGUUCUAUACAGCAGAUACAUUUGACAUUAUAGAUAAAUGUUGCAUAGUAUUUCAGUUUCUUGUCAAAGUAUGAUUUGAAACGUAUUUUUCUUCUCAGCAUCCAGUGUGGUUGAUGUGGCACAGGGGGAGAACACUCACUCAGUGUUUGAGCCCCAGUGCAACAAAGAAAGGGGGGGGAGAGAAAGGAAAGAUAGAGCUAGGUGGAGAAGUGUUCCCCGGUCUAAGUCUCCAGCAAAGCACACCCCAUUACCUGUACUGUCUUCCUGCCACAUGGCCUGACGUUGUUUAGCUACCCUGUUCCGGUGGCGGAUCACUCCAGAUGGGGAACUGCCUGCACGCUCUGUAAGGGGAGAGCACAAGCCCAAAGUCCAAGCUGCAGGGUGAGCUGCAGAUAGGAAAGUUUGGGAGCUAAAUGGGAGGGGCACUGAUUCCAUGAUUGCUCCCAAAUUGGAAUUUUUGAGCUCUUUGUCAUUUUGAGAUAGUUUUGCACUAGCCCAGGCUGUCCUAGAACAGUAUGUGCCCAAGCUGCUCUUGAGCUCACAGCAGUCCUGCCUCUGCCCUUCUGAGACAUGCUCCACCCCUGUACCAGAUUUGGAUGACAUUUGUUCAUGUUGUCUGGGUGAUAAAGAUUCUGAACACAGCCUUUACCUCUGAACUACAUCACCAGCCUCAAGACUGAUUUUUAAUGAGCAGAAACAAGGUUUAACACGUGCAUGCACACGCACGCACGCACGCGCGCGCACACACACACACACACAGAGCUAGGGAAAGACACAGCAGUUGUGAAGGUAGAUUUGGGAGGCAGAUUUGCUAAAAGUGCUGCUGGGAAGCUUUGUGGUUGGGUAGGAGAUGGAAAUGCCACGGUGGUGUGUGAAUAAGAGUGCUAUGGCAUGAGCACCGCCCUCCUAAGAAGAGUUCAUCUGAAAACUAAGAGAAGGAAGGUUGUUGAAUCUGGGCAAGCCUGUAGUCCCAGCACGACAGAGGGAGGCAGAUCUCUGUGAGUUCAAGGCCAGCCUGAAUGAGUUUCUGGACAGCCAGUACUACACAGAGAAAUCAUAUCUCUGAAAAACAAAACAAAAAAGACCGAAUCUAUUAAAACGGACUGGAGAGAUGCCUCAGUGGGUAAGAGCACUGACUGCUCUUCUGGGGAUCUGGGUUUACUCUCCAGCACCCAAAUGUCAGUGCACAACUGUAAAUCUAAGACCUGACAUCCUAACACAGGCAUACCUGCAGGCAAAACACCAAUGCACACACAAACAAAUAAAUAAAGGAAGCUUCAAGGCCGCAUCAAACUAUGUAACAAGACCCUGAAUCAAAAUACGCAAGGCAGGGUAUGGUGUUAUAUACUUUUAAUCCUAGCAGUGGAUCUCUGGUGGGAUUCUGUCUUUAAAAACAAAAUCUAACUUUUCCAAUUAAUAAUUAGUAUAUAUAUGUGUGUGGGUAUAUUGGAGUGAGAACAAAUUAGCAAAAUGUGCCUGCCCCAAGUUGCAGACAUUUGCAUACCAUUUUCUGUGGUCACUGUCACAUUGGCCUGUUACCCGUGUUCUCUUCAAAGUCACCCUGGGAGCAUGUUUUAUUUAAAGUCCACACAGGCAUGCUAUGAGUGCACACACCAUUAGCCGUGGAUCUGCCAUGCUUUAGGAAAUCCUAGGUGAGGCUGCAGGUUUCUGGGGGUGACUGGGACUUGUGCUCGAGCAGUAGUGGUAGGAAGGUAACACUGAAGCUGCCUUCUUAUUCGUCUGCUGGCAUCUCGCUUUGUAGCCCAGGCUAACCCGAGACUCAACAGUCCUCUGACCUCAGUCUCUAAUGCUGGGUUCCAGGCAUGUGCAGCCCUGCUGGUGAGGUGGACACUUCAGAGCCUGACAACUGAGUGUGUGGAAGUAAAGUUACUGAGUUUGGUGCCAAAAAAGUGGUGGUGGUAAAGGCACAAAGAGGUGACGUCCUGGUUCAGGGGUGUGGGAAGCAAGAAAAGUGUGAGACCCGGAAACGUGUGCAGGUGCAAACAGGAUCCCAAAGCUGGAAGGAGAGGAGUUGUAGAGAUUGUGGAACCCAGAGGGAUUACAGCUUAAGUAAUACAGACGCCUCACAACCAUAAUGAACAUCUACAGGCGCCAGUCAUAGCACACGCCUUUUAAAUCCCCACACUCAGGCAGCUGGAUCUCUGAGUUUGAGGACAGCCUGGGCUACAUAAAGAGACCCUGUGUCACAAAAAAAACAAGCAGAACAACAGAAUCAACAACUGCAGGUGUGAAAAGGAGUAAAUAAAGAGAGGCUUGGCCAGUCUGUAGAGUGAGUUCCAGGACUGCCAGAAGCCCUGUCUGUCUGAAACCCCCACAUAGGGAUGUGGGGGAGCUUAGCUGGCAGGAAGUGAGUGAACUUGUUUGUAGUGUAGGAGGAAGGAGAGUGGCUGGGGCUGGUGGAUUUAACCUUUAGCAGACAGACCUGGAAAGAUGGUAACCCUGCCGUUUUAGGAAUUUGAGGGUCUGUUUUGAGCAUUAUGGUCAACGGCAAGGAAAUGACAUAUUCAAGAGACAGGAGAGAAUGUUUAGAAUUUGGGCACUAAUGUACAGUGUGAUUGUCACUUGCUUCUUUGACUCUUAAACAUGUUUUGUGGAAAGGCUAGGAGUCCAGUUUUAGUAUUUGUAACUGAAUAAAAUUCAUUUAGAUUUAAUGAAUAGUUAUCCCACUGACGUUUGGGAUAACUAUUGCUCAGCAGUUACAGACAUUUAGUGUUGGACAGAAGUAUCAGACCAGGCUGAGAAUUUAGUGAGACUCUGUUUCAGAAUAAGUUAAAAGCAGGCUGGUGCUUACUUAGUGUACCACUAAAUAGUGAUUGUUUGCCUGGUGUGCGUGUAGGAUGCUAGAAUCAACCCAAGCACCAUUUGAAGAGCAGGACAGUGAGCUAAGGACAGUGGGGGACUACGAGAGAGCUGCUCUCUGCUUCCUGCCGUCUCCUGCUCACCCCCAUUGGUGGGGUCUUUCUACAAGAAAAGUGAGGGUGUCUUCAUGAAGUAUGAGCCAUGGCCGUGCUAGGUUGGAUCCUUUCUUUCAAAGUCUUGUGUCACGACUCUCAUCCUGGUUCUUGCUGGGGUCAAGGAAGGAAGGACUUGGCCCCUUAGGCAGUGGGGAGUUGAUUUACUCUUCCCUUUUUGCCACUGUUGAGUGAGGAACAAAUGUGCUUGGGCCCCUGUCACCUAGCGGUGGAUGUCACCUAGCAGUGCAGCUUCUUCUUUAGGAAUAGCCACACAGCAGCUCCCUGGGAUAACUCACAUGUACUAUACGAGUGAGUGCUGCAGGCAUGGUGUGACAUACAGGCAUGUGCAGAGACGGAGCUCAGAGGACAGCUUGUAGGCACUGCCCCUUUCCCAAGCCAGUCGUGGGACUCAAUUUAAGAUGGGAAAUGUCCACAGUAAAACAGCUUUACUACUGUGAAAGCUGAGAGGUGAAAACUUUUGGGUUGGAAGGCUUACUACUUGUCAGGCCUGUCUCCUGAAUCAGAAGCCCAAGACCAGGCCUUCCUUGUGGAGCCUAAUGACCACUCCUGUUCUGUCAUGUAAGGGUAAUUGUACAUAGGAAGAUUCUGUACGUUAACAUAUUGCUGCCCUCUGGCCACACAUAUCUUUAGAACCUUCUAGUCACUGUGCCAGUCGAAAACCUCUGCAUAGCCAGGCAUAGAGGCACACAUCCAUAAUUAAAGAUACACAUAGAUUUUUUUUAAAAUUCAAAUUAAUUGGAAGGAAGGAGGAGCACACAAGUUUGAAGCCAUUCUGAGAUAGUCUUAGAAAAACAUACCUGUACAAAUUCCCACACUUCCUGGGAGGGAGCAGGGACAGUGUAGCUCUCUGAGACCCACUCACUGCUUUGGCUAAGCAAUUCAUCCACGCAGUCAGUCCCAGCAAGACAGCAAGGCCUGUUCCUAAACUAAGACCUUGUCUCACAUCGAAACAGGAAGUUGAACUUAGAACUUCUGAGCCAGGCACCAGGCAUGGUGGCGCACACCUUUAAUCCCAGCACUCAGGAGGCAGAGGCAGGUAGAUCUGAGUUUGAGGCCAGCCUGGUCUACAUGGUGAGUUCCAGGACAGCCAGGGCUGCAUAGUGAGAUUCUGUCUCAGAAAAAAAAAAUGAAUAAAUUAAAAAAAAAUUAACCUGAACUUCAGAGACUGAUAGAAGGGUGGCCCAAGAAUAAUUUAACUUUCCUAUUGCCAAACUUUUGUUGCCUCUGUGUUUAGAAUGCACCUAUAGCUGGGGGGCGGGGGGUGCGUGCACACACACCUUUAAUCCCAGUCAUUUGGGAGGCCACAGCUGCAAGAUCAAGUUUGAGAUAAACUAGUGAGCAAAAUCUUAUCUCCUUAGGGGGGUGGAGUGGGGACGAAAAUCUUCAUUUCUAAGAUGUACUCUGAGGAAGGCAGGGGGCCUGAGCACUGGCUAAGUGUUUACCUGAGUGAUGUUUUAACUUAUGAGAUGAAAACACAGCAGCUAAGGAGUCUAGCCACCGAUGAGUAACUGUAGCCUAUGAAAACCAGAGUUUCUGUGAUAUUCUUAA